GCCGAUCUGUACGAGCAUCAACGCGCCAUCGAUCCGCGUCUUCUAUCUUCAGCGUUGUGAUCCGUGUAGAAACAACAUACGCACACCCAAAUCGACACACUAAAAGCACCCAGACCUUAUGCGCACCGCGUGCGCACAUUACCACACCGGGUAGAGCUCGCCAUACAUACCGCCCAUCAUGUCGUGGGGAUUUCAGAACGUAGGACCUCAGGCGAACGCUUUGCAGGAGGCCCCAGAGAUCUUCCAGGACUCCCUCGGCUUCAAGGACAUUGGGAAAGCAAAAGUGCGCCUGUCGCAGCCCUGGCCAGCAGACAACCCGCCUCCGCCCUACUCUUCUCUUCUAUCGAUUGCCUCUGCCAAAGGGCUCAUUGCUGCUGCCACCUCCGAAUCUGUCAUACUGGUGUCAGCCGAAGUCGUGCGCAAGACAUACAACGAAGACGACAAUGCAACCGACGACAAGCCCAAGGACAUCACCCCUCAGCUCUCCCUCUCUGUGCCACGAGUGUCACACGUCACCUUCUCAGCCGAUGAGAGCUGUUUGGUCAUUGCUGCUCAGCAGGGAGGAGGUCUCGCAGUCUACGACGUGCAGGCACUUAUGCAAGGAAACAAAGAGUCGGCUUUUCAAUUGCCUACAGAGGGCAUCUCCAUUCGCGCGCUUGCACCCAAUCCGAGUCCCGAAAAUGCUCACCUCUUUGCUGUUGUCCUCACUGACGGCAAGUUGAUGAUCGCCGACUUGAAGCAGCGCUCUUGGACCACCACCGCCAAUGGGCCGAUCUUCCGGGAGGAGGUCAGAUGCGUCUCUUGGAGUGUCAAGGGCAAGCAGCUUGUUGCUGGUCUGGCCAGCGGAUCAGCUGAGCAAUUCGACCCUCAAGGCAAUGUCAAGGCUCAGAUUCCAGCACCGCCUCAGCUCGAGCAAGCAGCUCCCAUGACAAACAUUGUCUGGAUUGCAAACGACGAUUUCUUGGUUAUUCAUACUCCCCACUCCAACGAAGAGGCAGUCGAGUCAUCCUACCACUUGGUGCAUAGAGACAAAUCGUCUGGCUCAUUCACAUCGCAAAAACUUGCUGGAGAUCCAUCUCUACCGGGUUUCGAUACCAAGCGUUUCCCUUCACAAUUCCUGGUGUCAAGACUGAGAAAGUUCCCACCGAACCUAGAAGAUGUCUUGAUCCUGUGUUCUUCUGCUGGUAACGAGGCUGGACUCAUCACCAAUACUUCAAAAGCGCUAGCGAACGAUGCACCAGUCAACACUUAUCUUGUAACCAACAUGGAGAAGGACUCGGCUCGUGCGAUAUUGCCUAUGAGUUCCGCAGACGGCAUGUCUGACACGGCAGCUGUUGGAAUGGACCUCGAUCUUUCAUCAAAGGAAAUAGUCAUGCAACCUAUCCCUGGCGACGAUCAAAUUCGUGAGUCACAGGGGCCCAUGCCGGCGCUCAUGAUCUUGAAUAAUGAGGGCAUUCUUUGCACCUGGUGGUUCGUAUACAACGAUGCAAUUCGCCAAGGAGUCUCCUACCCUGGUCUCACUUCGAGCGCUUCCGCUCCUCCUAAUGCCGCACAGCCCGCAUCUACUGCCUCGACUCAAAGUAUGCCUGCUGCUUCAGGUUUCGCAGCAUUCGGCAAAACUUCUCUCGGACAACCAGCUACGCCUGCCUUCCCAAAACCUUCUGCACCUGUCUGGGGACAAGCUUCCACGCCUGCAUCUGCGAAACCGGCCUUCGGUCAAGUCUCCUUUGGACAACCAGCCGCCGGAAAGACAACGUUUGGCUCACCUAGUGUGCCUGGUAUUGGAACACCGAGCACUCUUGGAAGCAAACCAUCAGUUUGGGGCGCGCCUGCUGCUCAACCCACAAUCGCGACUCCUCCAAACGGUCAAGUAUUUGGCUCCGCGUUGGGCGGUGCGAGUGGCAAUGCAACCUUUGGAACAUCUAGUGGACUCGGAAACAAAGCUCCCGUAUGGGCGUCUUCCCCGGCAGGUUCACAGUCUCCUUUUGGCAAGUCUUCAGGUCUCGGUGAGACUCCCGGUUCUGGGUUUGCAAAGUUCAACGCCCCUGCCAAAGAUGAGAACAAGCCAUCUGUUUCUCCUUUCGCAACGAUCGCGGGCAAGCCAUCAGUUUCUCCUUUUGCAGCGAUCGGAAACAAAGACCAAAACAAGCCACCAAGCCCGUCUGCAUUUGCUGCAUGGACACCCUCAUCUGUCGCAGCCAUUAAGCCGUCGCCCCUGUCUUUUGGCUUCGGUAAGCCCAGUGCAGUAGCUGCUACUCCUGAGAAACCAACAGAGGAGUCAAAGGAGGAAGCCAUGGAUGACGAAAUCGAGGAGAAGACCCAGGAAGAGCCCGUCAAGGACAAGUCCUCCCCUAUCGUUGAAGCAGCCAAGGCGCCACCAACCAUGUUUGGACUAUCCAUUGAAAAGACGCAAUCGUCAAUUCUUGGACAAACACCUGACAAAACAAAGACUUCAUCACUACUUGGAAAGAUCCCGGAUAAGCCUCAAACGUCCAGCCUCUUUGGACAAUCUACUGAUAGUUCAAAAUCGCCUUUAUCGGUAUUCGGGCAACCCACCAAGCAGACAGGGUUCCAAUUUGGUAAGCCCUCUGGAAAACCUGCUUCCCCACUCAGGGAAUCCUCAUCGGACAAGCCAUCGAAGCUGCCCACAUUCGGGGGUUUCAAGCUCAAUUCCACUUUUCAGGGGGACGGCAGCGCAAAGGACGAUUUGCCCGCGCCCAAGCAAGGCGGAGGAUCUUUAUUCGGACCCAGCUUCAGCAACAUGCUCGGUGAGGCUAGCAAACAGACAAAGUUGCCUACACCUAUCAAAAAAGAGCCUGAGACCGAGGCGCCGAAGAUGGAUGCCAUUCCUUCCAAGAAGACCGAUGAACCUGCUGUCGAAGCCGAGGAGGCUCCUUUACCUCCCGACUUUACAUCUUCCAAGCCCAAGCAAUCGGUAGAAGAAGACCUUCCUCCCAUUGCAGGAAGCCCUCCCGUCGACCUUGGCGAUGAAGCCUCACAAUUACCUGCAAGUGAUGACGAAGAGGACGAGGACGAGGACGGCUCUUGGGUUCAGGACUCUGGUGAAGAAUCCGAGGGCGAAGAAGAGGGAGAAGACGAGGGAGAAGACGAGGAAGAGUACGAGGAAGAAGACGAAGACGAAGACGAAGACGAUGAGGACGAGGAAGAUGAGGACGAGAGCGAGACCGAAGGACCAGAGAACACUUUCAACACCGAGAAGGCCUCGAAAACCGCAUUUGGAUCUCGUCUCAGCUUCCCUUCCCUCUCUCAUUCGACAGGCAAUGCUGGCAAGUUACUACCACCAGUAUCUCCAGUCGCCUCUACCACUCCGGCUGGCUUGCCCAAAGCUCCAUUCUUCGCGCCUCCAUCCAAAUCGCAAGAAUCGCCACGCUCACCAUCGCCUGUCAGGCAAUCAUCGAGCACUCCUGCAGGUCUUCCUGCAUCAAAACAACAUUCGCAGCCAAUCACUGUACCCUCGUUGAAAGGUCAUUCUCGCAAGGAUUCUAGACCAUCAACCGCAAAGCGACCUGAAUCACCUCAGGCUUCCGAAGCUGGAGAGCUAAGCGAUGACGAAGAUGUACGCGUUCGCGAGAUACUCGCGUCCGAAAUCGAGCCAUCUAUGGACCUCGAGCCGUUUGUAGCUCACCAAGAUUACGCUGGUCGAGUCAACAAGCUCGGUAUCGCAGGCCAGAUUGAGAAGGUCUUCCGUGACAUCAACAGUAUGAUCGACACACUCGGUCUGAAUGCCCGCACACUCGAGUCGUUUGUCAAGGGUCACGAGACUCAAUACAAACAAGCUGGUCGUGACCGUAGUGAUCUUGAAGAGGCUGACGAAUGGUGUCUUGUCGAGAUCGAUGAGCUUGCCGUGGUGCAAAGGAGCAUUGGUGACGAUCUCGAAGCCGGAAGAGUCGACGGUGUCCCAGAGAAGCUCGAGGAACUGGCCGAGCUACAGAAAGAGGCCACAAAACUCCGCACCAGAACUGUUGAUAUGAGGAAGCAAAUCGGCGCUCGUGCUGACCCUCAGCAACGCGCAACGCACCGUGCCUCGGCGCUUAGCAACGAUGCUCAGAUGCAGCAAAACGAGCUUAGAGAGGGCGUGACUAAGGUGCAAAAGUUGCUCCAGGAUGCCGAAGAGGCUUUGAGUGUUCUUCGCGCCGAUCUCGCUGCUGCACCUUCGCAAGGACCCGCAGCUCAGCGUGUCCCUACUGUCGAGGCUGUCACCAACACGAUCAUGAAGAUGACUGCCAUGAUUGAGCAGAAGUCUGGUGACGUUGACGUACUCGAAGCACAGAUCCGCCGCUUACCUGGUGGUCUUGCCAACUUGAAUAUCUCCGAUAGCAGCGAAGACCUGCUUCGCAGCAGCGUGCGCAGUGUUCGUCCUCUCGAGCGAUCAAUCAGUGGCAAUUUCUUCGGUACACCACCUGCAACACGUGGCAAGAACGCUGCUUUGAAUGGCAGUACUCCUCUGGGAAUCUCGGGCAUGCUCGGUAGAUUCGGCGGUUCGUUGCGCAGAGACAAUGGUGAUGCCGAAUUUGGGCGCAGCAGCCUGCUUCUCGACAGUACACCUCGCAGAAAGAUGGCUGAUGUGAGCAUUGAGGAGGUUAGAAGAUAUCAAGACAGAGCCGCACAGCGCAAGAGGGUACUUGCGGCAUUGAAGCAGACCGUUGAGAAGAAGGGUACCAGGGUCACUAGUUUGGACAAGAAUUAAGCCUGGAAAUUCGCAGGAGAGGUGUGUGCAAUGGAGCAUGGAAUAGGUUUAUUGGUUUCCUAGGCAAAGAUUGCGACUCAGCGAAAAGGCGUCUUUCAUUCUUGGUACACGAAGAGUUGUGUAUACGGUCGAUACAAUCAUGAAUAAGCAAAAUUAGUUAGCACGAAUUGAUCUCACAUUCGUCAUGAACC
This is a messenger RNA of Aureobasidium subglaciale EXF-2481, 4899 nucleotides long. RefSeq lists its product as uncharacterized. The record is from RefSeq and is a predicted model, not a curated record. Gene Ontology annotation, biological process: protein import into nucleus; RNA export from nucleus. Gene Ontology annotation, cellular component: nuclear pore. Gene Ontology annotation, molecular function: protein binding; structural constituent of nuclear pore. Lineage: Eukaryota; Fungi; Ascomycota; Dothideomycetes; Dothideales; Saccotheciaceae. The transcript has a single exon. The coding region runs from base 179 to 4708 and encodes 1509 amino acids.